GCAGCGGCGAGAAGGGAAUUAUUUAAUUAGACAGCUUCCAUUUUUAGAAUAAUGGCACCAGGUGUCGAAAUGGAAGGAGACAUCCCUUCAGGAGACUCCACCCUUAUUAACCCGAGGAAUACAGUAACUGCAGCAGGUUCCGCCUCAGAAUGUCACAUUGAACAGUGGCGAAGCACUCCUAAAUCUAAACCUUCAUUAGAGAAUGUUAGCUGUUCAAAAUCUAUUGGAGAUUCAAAAAUGAACUUUGGAAAAAUGCAAGACUUUGCACCAAGGUAUAAAACUGGCCCGACUAAAGCCAUUCAUGCAAUUCCAACACUGAAUGGCUCUUCCAAAAAUAAUGCGAAUAUAGAUCUGGAGAAUGCUACAAUCCAGAAACAACGCACUGAAUUACAGCUGCUUGUUGCAGAACUCAAGGAUCGGGAUAAAGAAUUAAAUGAGAUGGUGUCUGCGCAUCAGAAGCAGCUCCUGGCCUGGGAGGAGGAUCGUCUUCGCAUACUUGGCCUGGAAGAGAGAUGUGCCAAAGUGGAGCAUGAACUGCGAAACAGGAAUGAAAUUAUCAGAACUUUAAGUACACAGCAAAAGAUUUUAGAAUCUCAACAAGCUGAUUGUUUAAAAACACUCAACUGCACCCAGCAAAAGCUGAAGGAAAUGUCUGAGAAAGCAGCAGAGUCUGUUAACAUCUGUGAAGAGCUAGAGGACAGGAACAAAAGUCUGAAUUCCUCUGUAAUGGAGCUCUCUGCCCAGGUGGGACAGUUACAGGCGCAUGAACAGGAGCUCGCUACAAUGCUGGAGUUAAAGGACAAAGAUAUGGUUGAAGCUACCAAUCAUAUCAUGGAUCUUACAGCUAGGUUUAAAACCUUGGAAGGUGCAUUACGAGAAGCCAGGUUAAAUGAAACAAAUUCCAGGAAAGAGGUUCAUGAUUGUAAACAGCAUUCAAAGAAACUGCGACAUGAAAUCUGCAAGCUUAAGGAUGAGUUGGAUGAAAAGACAGCAGAAAAUAAUGAGCAGAGGGAAGACAUUAUUCGCCUUAAACAAGAAAGACAAUAUCUUGGAAAUGAGCUCACUUUAGCUGUCGAACGAGAGAAGAGAAAAGACCAGAUUCUGGAACUGGCAAGAUCAAAGCAGGAGCGAGCUGACACUGAACUGCAUGGUCUACGGCAGGUAAAUGAAAAACAGCAACAUGACUUGCAGCUUCUUCAUUUGAAUCUUGAAAGUUCUCAGGAAUUGAUCCAAAAACAGGAAGAGAAAAUUCUUGAAAUUAGUUCUGAUAGAUUUCUGUCAGACUCCAAAUGUAUUAUACAGAACAACAAUGGACACAAUAAAGUAGAGGGACAAGAACAUAAAAAUGUCUUAAAAUGGAAAAGGGGGCCAACUAAAGAUCACAAAGUGGAAUCCAUGACCAAAAGACACACAGAAGUACCUACCUCAACUCAGAACCUUGAUACUGAAUUAAUUCCUAUGAGUACCAAAGAACAAGGCCACUUAAUGGGACCAGAAGGGUGCAAUGCUAUCGAUUCCAGAUGUUACAGCUCGAAUGAUGGUGCAAAUACUCAAACAACCUAUCCUAUUGACUUUGAUCAAUGUAGUAAUGGAAAUAUGACAUUCAAGACCCAGAGUCCACAGUGUAACACCAAUGAUUCCAAUAAGAAGACUACAAAAUACGUGGUGCAAAAGCAAAAUUGCAGGUAUACGACUGCAAAGGACUGUGGCUCGCCUCAGGGAAGAGAGAACAAUUUGCAGCAAAUGUCGAGGAAGCAAAAAUGGAAGUAUGAGGGCCCUUGUGAUGCCCCCACAUUUGAGCAUGAUAACUUGGCAUAUAUAAACUCUGACCACCGCAGUCCCAGCUGCGGCACCUCUUCCCGUUGCAAAGGCAGCAUUUCAGCAGACAGUCAUCACCCUCUUUGCACAAAGCCAAGUACGACUUCACUCAUAUCAACAAAAGAAGCUGUAAGGAUUUCUGAGAGUCAUAGCCUGGAAGACAGAUACAAUAAUGAACUGAGUGAACAUGGAAUGAGUGACGAAGUGACUCAGUCCCCUGCAAGGAAUGAAGCUGACCAGGAGGCUCCAAUUUCUGAACAAGAUUGGAUGAAGCUUUAUCAGCCAGCUGUUGAUGUAAAAGAUUUGUGGUGGUUGUACCUCAAUGAUGGUUCAGUAUCAUCACAUGGGUUAGGUAGUCCUACUUGUGUGGAAAAAAAGAGUGAUGAGAGACUGGACCUGAAUGCCUACGGUUUGGAGUCACCACUACGUUCCAUGACUUCCUCACCGGUGAGAGAAAGGGCGAGGAGAAAGAGCAGCCUCCAUGGCGAGCUUUGCGGCUCUGUGUCACCGUCAAGACUGAACGCCAACGAGGACAAUGCAUCGGCGUCUGCUCCUAAUGCUUACCGUGAGGACUGUUCACCCACUAGUAAACUGCAACGCCUCCUAGCUGAAUCCCGGCAGAUGGUUGCCAGCCUAGAACGCAGCACUCAGCUUCCUCUUAGCUUGUCCUCCUGUGCCAGUAGCAAUAGCAACUUAAGGGAUGGCGGUUCACUGUAGUGUAAGAAAAAUCCAUUCAGUAAAUAUUACUCCUGCUUGAUGAAGUAAAAUUGUAAAGCGGAGUAGAUGCUAAAACAAGACUUCGGCUGCAAAGGAAAGGAUAUUGAGCUUUCAAGGUGAUUCACAAUUAGGCAAUGUUUACCAAUGGACCAGAUACUGAUGUGUUUUAGGACGCAGAUAUGAAAAUUGCAAAUAAAUACACAGAAGCAA
Molecule: messenger RNA, 2745 nt
Organism: Amblyraja radiata (thorny skate)
Lineage: Eukaryota; Metazoa; Chordata; Chondrichthyes; Rajiformes; Rajidae
Gene: ccdc62
Product: coiled-coil domain containing 62
Exons: 16
Coding region: 52-2535 (827 amino acids)
Source: RefSeq, a predicted model, not a curated record